Molecule: messenger RNA, 1277 nt
Organism: Larimichthys crocea (large yellow croaker)
Lineage: Eukaryota; Metazoa; Chordata; Actinopteri; Sciaenidae
Gene: sfxn5a
Product: sideroflexin 5a
Exons: 14
Coding region: 79-1047 (322 amino acids)
Biological process (GO): citrate transport; monoatomic ion transport; mitochondrial transmembrane transport
Cellular component (GO): mitochondrial inner membrane
Molecular function (GO): citrate transmembrane transporter activity; monoatomic ion transmembrane transporter activity
Source: RefSeq, a predicted model, not a curated record
CUACUACAUUACCCAGAAUGCACCGCCGUGUCAGCUGCAGUCAGCUGCAGUGUGUUUGGUGAAGUCAGCUGAAGCAGCAUGUCUGAGUAUCCGACAUUCCAGCACGACAAGCCUCGAUUCGACCAGAACACGUUCUCUGGUCGGUUCAGGCACUUCCUGGAUGUGAUUGACCCCAGCACACUCUUCGUCACAGAGAAACGGCUGCAGGAGAGCGUGAAGCUGCUCGAGCGCUUCAAACAAGGAACUCUGCCUGCAGGUGUGACGGACGCUCAGCUUUGGCAAGCUCAGAAAAUAAAGCAGGCCAUCAUCCACCCGGACACGGGGGAGAAGAUCUUCAUGCCCUUUCGGAUGUCAGGGUUUAUCCCGUUUGGCACGCCAGUGGUCAUCGGCCUCCUCCUUCCAAAUCAAACGUUGGCGUCGACGAUCUUCUGGCAGUGGUUAAACCAGAGUCACAACGCCUGUGUUAACUACAGCAACCGCAACGCCUCCAAGCCGGCUCCAGUUUCCAAGUUCGUCCAGGGAUACCUCGGGGCGGUGACCAGCGCCGUGUCCAUCGCUGUCGGCCUGAACGUGUUGAUCCAGAAAGCCGGACGCUUCAGCCCGACCAGCCGGCUGCUGGUGCAGAGGUUCAUCCCCUUCCCAGCAGUGGCCAGUGCAAACGUCUGUAACGUGGUGCUCAUGAGACACUCGGAGCUGUCGGAGGGCGUCAGCGUGCUCGACGACGACGGGAACGUGGUGGGAACGUCGAAGGUGGCAGCCAGGCAUGCACUUUUAGAAACAGCCGUGACCCGAGUGGUCCUGCCCAUGCCCAUCUUGGUGCUGCCUCCGAUGAUCAUGGCCGCGCUGGAGAAGCUUCCCCUCCUGCAGAGACAGAGGAGGCUCGUCCUGCCCGUCCACAGCCUGGUGUGUCUUGCCGCCUUCGGCCUGGCUCUGCCUCUCGCCAUCAGUCUCUUCCCACAGAUGUCCCAGAUCGACGUGAAUCAGCUCGAGCCGGAGAUCGCCGCGGCGACAGAUUGUAAGACUGUGACAUACAAUAAAGGUCUGUGAGCGCCGAUGAAGACGCGACGCCGGCUGCUCGACGCCGACCAUGAAUCCUGGUAAACAGUGAGCAGUAAGCAUAUGUUAGCAGAGCGGAGUUGUUUACACCAAGACAAUGAUUAUGAAGACAGGAUGGAUGUGAUCAGAGAGGUCAGGCACUGCUGCAACACGGACAGCACUGUUCUCCUCUUUUAUAAUUAAUGCAUCACUGAUUUUAAUAAACACGAGGAUGUCUUGAU